UGACUUCGCCGUCCACGUCACUGUGACUCUCCUAAUCAGUAAUCAUCAUAGAAGAAGAAGAAGAAGAUAUGUCUAUGAGAUCUUUGGCUUUGCGCACUGGACUUCGUGGUUUGAUGGAAGGCACACCAUCUGGAGCUGGACGAUCAUCCGUCUCGGGGCUCCGAUACUUCAGCGACAGCACGGGUCGGAUCCUCAGCGAAGAGGAACGUGCUAAAGAGAACGUCUAUAUCCAGAAAAUGGAGAGGGAGAGGCUGGAGAAGUUGAAGAAGAAAGCGGAGAAGGAGAAAGCUGAGCGCGAGAAAUCGGGGAAGAUAGCUGAAGAAGAGGCUCAGAAGAUCUGAAGUGGGUUGCCUACUUACCUGCAAUGACUUGUCAAACUCUUGCUUUCAAGAACUCGUGACAAAAUAAAAUGUAUUAUGCAUUUAUGCAAAUGCAUAAAACUUCAAAAAGGUGUGUGCCCUUGUACAGAAUGUUGUGGCUCUUGUUAAUAUCUUGGAUGCAUCCGUGCUAAACCGUAGUGCCAUUUUACUUCUUUAAUAAACAUCUGUUUGAUAUGUGGCUUGUUUUAUCA
Molecule: messenger RNA, 571 nt
Organism: Ipomoea triloba (trilobed morning glory)
Lineage: Eukaryota; Viridiplantae; Streptophyta; Magnoliopsida; Solanales; Convolvulaceae
Exons: 3
Coding region: 69-341 (90 amino acids)
Biological process (GO): negative regulation of ATP-dependent activity
Cellular component (GO): mitochondrion
Molecular function (GO): ATPase inhibitor activity
Source: RefSeq, a predicted model, not a curated record